CUCUGAUGUUUGUGGCAAAGGUAAUUCUGUGUAGAGGAUGGUAAUGGACACCUGUCAGUGAACCUCCAGAGCGCACAGAAAGCCCCCCCACCUAAAGAGAGGGACGACCCAGCACGAAUCACCAGUUAGCUCUGAAGAAAACCCCCCUGUUUCAGCGGAGAGAGAAGAAAGUAAGCGGAACUGAGUCCCUCUUCGCGUUUCUUCUGUGUUCGGUUCCGAGAGAGUGAGCAGGCCCUUACGCUCGCGGGUCGCGCAGUCGUCGAGCUGGCCCGGCUUCUGCCCAGGUGCACAGCUUCUUGGCGCAUACAUGUCACGGCGAUCGCAUGCAAUGCAAAACCCCGUUGCAGUCACGGGGGAAAGGCACCGCUCUUCGGCGGAACUCUGGAGAAAAACAUUCGCGAAAAUCUGAAAAUUCCGUUCCGAUCCAAGAACGUCGAUUUCCACGUUCUGGCCACCGAAUCUCGAAAGGCGCCCUAGACACCACUCCUGCGCGUCGGUGCGGACCGUCGUAACUCAAGGAGAAGCAUUGCUACCCUUUUGCACUCUUCUGGCUUUACAGAAAUGUCGCCGUUCCCGCCUCGCGUCGUUCCCCGUCUUCUCCCGUGCAACGGGAUGAAGAGCCUCCCCUUUUCGCAAGCGGGUCAAGGCUUUGUCCCUGGAUCCGCCCCUGCUUUCCGAACUUUCGUCACCUCUGUCGGCCCUCGUUCCAGCAUUUCUGAACUUAUUCCUGGAGCCAGCAAACGCUUUUUCGCCGGUCAAAUUGCGGAAAGAAACGGAACUGCACUCUCGAACGCUUUCCGGAGUGCAGGGGAGCGGUCCAACGCUGACUUCCUGAAGCUGUCCCAGAAACGCCUGGGAGGCUCUCUGGAAGACUACUACACAAACAGCCAACUUGCAACCUGCAUUCAGUCCCCUUGGCCUUUCUACAUCUGGUCCUUCUGGGCUUUCUCGAUGGUCGUGGUCCCCAUCGGCUUGCUGUUCCAGAGCAACUAUUACUUUUCCGGGCGUAUUCUUCCCAAGGUGAACGGUAACACUCAGCUAUGCGAGGACUCGUGGUAAAGUGUGCAAGCAAUUGCACAGAUGGCCCCUGUUCACUACUCUUUCAGAAAACCGCCGCGUAAAUCGGCGAAGAAAACGACAGAAAGGAAAACAGGGGAGACGAACUGUAUCAGAUGGAGGUUCGGGAACGCCCCGCCGAACGGAAACUCCGGCUGCUGACCAAAGUCCGAAAGUAGUGCCCCUGCUGACCGUCUUCUACACUCUUAGACUUUCACAGGGGGGCAAGGUUGCGAGAAUCGGUAAAAAAUUGAAGCGAUACAACGACUGACCCAUUUUCCUGCAUCCGACUGAGUGUGGUGACUGGGGAGACUGUCAAAAGGACACGAGACACGGACUGUCUUAGCACUUUCCUCUCCUGCGCGUUUUGUGCAUGUCGUUCGACGUUUCUGUAAGAAAGGAUCCUCAAUGGACAGACCGCUCCAAGAGGGCUUUUUCUUAUAAUCCGUAAACGCUCCGUGUAAGAGGCGCCAAGGUACCGAGAGGGUGUCGCCACAUUCACCUUGAUUGCUUUCAGCGCGGUCGAGAGAACAGAGUCGAAACGACGAAAUCACUGGUUCACGAUGUUCGCUGAGCAUUCGUCUGUGAUGCUGGAAGGUGUCACAGACGUUUGCAGUCGCUACGGUCCUCCAGCCAAUCCCUCAGC
Molecule: messenger RNA, 1702 nt
Organism: Toxoplasma gondii ME49
Lineage: Eukaryota; Apicomplexa; Conoidasida; Eucoccidiorida; Sarcocystidae
Exons: 2
Coding region: 562-1059 (165 amino acids)
Source: RefSeq, a predicted model, not a curated record